UCUACGCCAACUUAAGCCCACUAUCAUCCAUCCCAUAGAGUACUGAAGGUCUUUGCGAUGUCACAAGAUAUCUCACCGGCAAGCAAGGAAUCAUUCCAAUCCCCAAUGCGAUUCAACAAUCACGGGGACAAAAUCAGCGAAGAUCUCUUUGAGGGGCAUAAUACAAACCGCGAUGAGAACAAAGGAAGCUUAGGAUGUUUUUUUCGGGUAUUUAGAUAUGCCGACCGAAUCAGCUGGUUUCUCAAUGUGAUAGCCAUUGUUACUGCCAUCGCAGCUGGGACCCUUCUUCCUUUAAUGGACCUAGUAUUCGGCAAAUUUGUUACUACAUUGACCGCUUUUGCAAGCGAGACAAUUCCUCCUGCGGAGUUUCGCUCUCAAAUCAACAAAUUCACUUUGUACUUCAUCUAUCUUUUCGCAGCGAAGUUUGGGCUUUUUUACAUUCAUUCAGUGUGUAUAUCUAUCGCCGCGACACGAACGAUCAAGGCCUUUCGCAUCGAUCUUGUCAAGCAUAUCCUGCGCCAGAACAUUGCCUACUUUGACUCUGACCCCGCCAUUUCGGUCACCACCCAGGUUACAACGGAAAGCAAUAAUGUGAACAAUGGCAUCUCGGAGAAAUUGACUUUGACUAUCCAAGGGAUGUCUACCUUUGUCACUGCCUUCAUCGUUGCUUUUGUAGUAGAAUGGAAACUAACAUUAAUCACCAUGGGUAUUGUUCCUGCAAUUCUGUUAGUAGUAGGUAUAUGCAUGGGUAUUGAAGGGCGAAACGAGGCAAAAAUUCAUUUGAUACACUCAAAGGCCGCUUUACUGACAGAGGAGGUAUUCUCAAGCAUAAGCACCACCCAUGCAUAUUGGCUUAGCUCUUUUUUUUCUCAGAAAUACGACGCACUUCUAGGAGAUGCUAUGGAAGUAGGGAUGAGGAAGUCACCAAACUACUCAAUACUUUUCUCUUUUGAGUUUUUUUGUAUUUAUGCUGGAUAUGGACUUGCUUUUUGGCAGGGAAUUCGAAUGUAUGCAAAUGGAGAAAUCAGCCAGAGUGGUAAGGUUUUCACUGUUAUUUUUGCAGUAAUAGUAGCUGCUGCUACUAUGACAACAUUGGCACCACAGAUUGUUGCCAUAACAAAAGCUGCAACCUCUGCUGAAGCAUUAUUCAAGACUCUUGACCGACGAUCUACCAUCGACCCUUUGGAUGAAUCUGGAAUACGUCCGUUUUCUUCGAAAGGAGAGAUUAAAUUCCAAGAUGUAUCUUUCGCCUAUCCUAUGAGACCCGAAAUUACUGUUCUCAAAAGGUUCAACGUCGUGGCUCCAGCUGGUCGAGUCACUGCUCUCGUUGGAGCAAGUGGCUCAGGAAAAUCAACUGUAGUUGGCCUUUUAGAGCGCUGGUAUGAUCCGAUAAGCGGGCUCAUAACUUUUGAUGGUGUCGACAUACGAGAUCUUAAUCUCAACUGGCUGAGAACAAAUGUUCGGCUGGUGCAACAGGAGCCUGUACUGUUCUCUGGUACUGUUUACGAAAAUGUUGUGAUGGGACUAUCUGGCACACCGAAAUCAAAACUCCCAGAAACCGAACAACGGAAAUUAGUUAAGAAAGCAUGCCAAGAUGCAUAUGCGGAGGAUUUUAUUCAAAGGCUACCUGAAGGGUAUGACACUCAUUUAGGAGAAAGUGCAAUAAUGCUAUCCGGAGGUGAAAAGCAGAGACUUGCUAUUGCUCGUAGUAUCGUUUCUGACCCAGCUGUUUUACUCCUUGACGAAGCAACUAGCGCACUUGACCCCAGAGCUGAGCAGAUAGUUCAACAGGCGCUCGACCGGGUUUUGACUGGCCGAACUACUAUUAUUAUCGCGCACAGACUUUCCACAAUUCGCAAUGCGGAUAACAUAGUGGUGAUCGCAGAUGGAACGAUCGUCGAGCAGGGUACUCAUGAUGAGCUUUUGUGUCGGCGAGGGGUGUACGCUCGUUUUACGAAAGCACAAGAUCUCAGCCAAGCCGAAAACAAGAAAGCGGAGGUUAGGAAUACUCAAAAAUCUGAAGCACAUGCGCUUGUGCGUACGCAAGCCCAAGUUUCUGCAUAUACGACAACCGAACCCCUUAAAGCGGAUGAUAAUGAUUAUAGUCUGAUGAAGUGCAUCUACUUGAUCUUCAGAGAACAAGGUCAUGUCUGGAAGUGGUUGGUCCUUUUGGGCGUUGCAACAUUAGCAGGGGGAGCGACCUAUCCAGCACAGGCUGUAGUUUUUUCUCGGGUUGUAGAAUGUUUCCAGCUUCCUCCAGAAGAAGCUAUCCGCCGCGGUAACCUUUUCUCUUUAAUGUUUUUUAUUAUCGCUUUAGGUAACCUCGCAGUCUUCGCUGUUGUGGGUUGGGGAAGCAAUGUCGUCGCGCAGAGUGUCUCCAGAAAGUACAGGCGCGAGAUUUUCGAUCGGAUUUUGCAACAGGAUAUUGCUUUUUUUGAUAAAAAGAGCAACACUACCGGCGAACUUGCUUCUAAUUUAUCGACCUAUCCAACUAGUCUAUUGGAAUUGCUAGGUUUCAAUAUAAUGCUGGCAUGUAUUAGUUUGGUUAACGUCUUGUCGAGUUGUGUUCUUGCCCUAGCGAUUGGUUGGAAGUUAGCCCUAGUGGUUGUGGUUGGAGCUUUACUACCCAUGUUAUUUUUUGGAUAUCUCAGAAUCCGACUCGAGUUCAAACUGGAAGAGGAUACUAGUAAACGUUUCUCGAAAAGUGCCGCCUUGGCUUCCGAGGCUGUUUCUGCUAUUCGUACAGUAUCUAGCCUUGCGAUCGAACAGCACAUAAUUGACACAUAUCGUAGUCGCUUACAAGGUAUUGCCAAAAAGUCAAUGGAGACACUCUUUUGGAGGAUGUUCUGGUAUUCGCUUACGCAAUCUAUCUCAUUCCUUGCAAUGGCGCUUGGAUUCUGGUAUGGAGGCAGACUCAUCAGCUAUCACCAGUAUACUACGCGACAAUUUUUUACCGUUUUUAUUGCAGUAGUAUUCUCUGGGGAAGCAGCUGCAGGGUUCUUCUCUUAUACAACAAGUUUUACGAAAUCUGUACUUGCUGUAAAUUAUAUUUUCUGGCUGCGCAGACAAGUUCCUACCAUCCGAGAAGAUCCAUUGCAGCCUCCCUUCGAUGACGCCAAUGAAGGAAGUCCACCUUCCGUUAAGAUAGACCAAGUGUCUUUCUCAUAUGACUCAAGGCCACGCACCAAAGUUUUGGAAAGCAUCGACAUUACCAUUCAAUCUGGAAGCUUUAUAGCAUUCGUUGGUGCCAGUGGAUGCGGGAAAAGCACCAUGAUAGCACUUCUAGAGCGUUUCUAUGACCCAAACUCUGGUGUUAUAUUCUGCAACCGCCGUACACUUCCUGAACUCUGUCCGCGAAAAUACCGACGCAGUAUUUCCUUGGUCCAACAAGAACCUGUAUUAUAUCAAGGCUCAGUACGCGAAAACAUCGCAAUAGCAGUUGCAUCGGAAGUCACAGAUGCGCAAAUAGAAGAGGCGGCACGGCAAUCUAAUAUCUACGAUUUUAUAAUGUCGCUUCCGGAAGGCUUCGAUACAAUCUGCGGUCGCAAAGGCACACAUAUGUCUGGCGGACAGCGUCAGCGUAUUGCGAUAGCAAGAGCACUUAUUCGGAAUCCCCGAUUACUUUUCUUGGAUGAGGCAACAAGUGCGUUAGACACGGAGUCUGAACGUGUAGUACAAGGUGCUUUAGAUCAGGCGAAACGAGGUCGAACGACCGUAGCUGUAGCGCAUCGUUUAAGCACAAUCAAAGACGCGGACACGAUUUAUGUUUUCUCUCAGGGUAGAGUUGUGGAAAAAGGGAGUCAUAGAGAGCUUCUAUCGAAAAAAGGGCUAUACUAUGAAAUGUGCCUAGCUCAGACUCUAGAUGCCUAGAUCUAGACUACAAUGAUACAAUUGCAAUAUUUGUCACCGAGUACACG
Bipolaris sorokiniana ND90Pr is the source of this 3917-nucleotide messenger RNA. RefSeq lists its product as uncharacterized. NCBI's taxonomy places the organism in Eukaryota, Fungi, Ascomycota, Dothideomycetes, Pleosporales, Pleosporaceae. The coding region runs from base 58 to 3870 and encodes 1270 amino acids. The record is from RefSeq and is a predicted model, not a curated record. The transcript is spliced from 11 exons. Gene Ontology annotation, biological process: transmembrane transport. Gene Ontology annotation, cellular component: membrane. Gene Ontology annotation, molecular function: ATP hydrolysis activity; ATP binding; ABC-type transporter activity.